Messenger RNA from Haplochromis burtoni (Burton's mouthbrooder), 4039 nucleotides. Its product is annotated as E3 ubiquitin-protein ligase HECW2. Gene Ontology annotation, molecular function: protein binding; ubiquitin protein ligase activity. Lineage: Eukaryota; Metazoa; Chordata; Actinopteri; Cichliformes; Cichlidae. The record is from RefSeq and is a predicted model, not a curated record. Gene Ontology annotation, biological process: ubiquitin-dependent protein catabolic process; regulation of dendrite morphogenesis.
GACUACAUAGUGUAAUAGUAGCACAAGGCACUUAAAACUUACUCUUUUCUUGAUGUGUUUCCUCUGUGCUGAAUCUCCUUCCUGUCUACUGGAAUCUAUUUCCUGGUUCUAGAGUGCCUACCACAUGUUCACCACCAACACAUGUCUGAAGCAUAUGAUCAGUAAGGUUCGUCGGGAUGCUCAUCACUUUGAGCGCUAUCAGCACAACAGGGACCUGGUGGCCUUCCUCAACAUGUUUGCUAACAAACAGCUGGAGCUGCCCAGGGGUUGGGAGAUGAAGCACGACCAGACCGGCAAGCCUUUCUUUGUAGACCAUAACUGCCGUGCCACUACGUUCAUUGACCCCCGGCUGCCUCUCCAAAGCUCUCGGCCGCUGAGCCUCCUCGCUCACCGCCAACACCUGACUCGCCAGCGCAGCCACAGUGCUGGAGAGGUGACCACUCGGCGACUGCUGGGUGAGGACCCUCGUCAUGUUAGCCCACCUGUUCUUCCACGACCUUCCAGCACCUUCACAUCUGCCAACAGAGGGCCAUGCCAAGACUUAAUACCAGUGGGGAGAAAGUGCAGCUGAUCCGCACAGAUGGAGUGUCAGGAUUGGCCAGGCUGUCGGGAUCUGCCGACCUUGUCAUGUUGCUAAGUCUGUUUGAAGAAGAAGUGAUGUCCUAUGUGCCUCCUCAUGCCUUACUUCACCCCAGCUACUGCCAGUCACCUCGGGGGUCACCUGUCUCUUCCCCACAGAAUUCACCUGGUACUCAGAGAGCUAAUGCCAGAGCACCAGCACCCUACAAGAGGGACUUUGAGGCAAAACUGCGAAACUUCUACAGGAAACUGGAAACUAAGGGCUAUGGACAAGGACCAGGGAAGCUAAAACUGAUCAUUCGUCGUGACCAACUCCUGGAAGAUGCCUUCAACCAAAUCAUGUGUUACUCCCGGAAAGACCUACAGCGGAGCAAGCUCUAUGUUAGCUUUGUCGGGGAGGAGGGGUUGGACUACAGCGGGCCCUCGAGAGAAUUUUUCUUCUUGGUUUCCAGAGAACUGUUUAACCCUUAUUAUGGUCUGUUUGAGUACUCUGCCAAUGACACCUACACCGUUCAGAUCAGUCCCAUGUCUGCCUUCGUUGACAAUCACCAUGAGUGGUUCCGAUUCAGUGGUCGCAUUUUGGGAAUGGCUCUGAUCCAUCAGUACCUGCUGGAUGCCUUCUUCACCAGACCCUUCUAUAAAGGCCUACUUCGGAUUCCCUGUGACCUGAGUGAUCUGGAGUAUUUGGAUGAAGAGUUUCACCAGUCUCUUCAGUGGAUGAAGGACAACGACAUAGACGAUAUGCUGGACCUCUCCUUCACUGUCAAUGAAGAAGUUUUUGGACAGAUAACAGAAAGGGAGCUGAAGCCCGGUGGAGCCAACAUUCCUGUCUCAGAGAAGAACAAGAAGGAAUACAUUGAGCGCAUGGUAAAGUGGAGGAUAGAGAGAGGAGUGGUGCACCAGACUGAAAGCUUGGUCAGAGGCUUCUAUGAGGUGGUGGAUGCCAGGUUGGUGUCUGUGUUUGAUGCCAGGGAACUGGAGCUGGUAAUUGCAGGCACUGCGGAAAUUGACUUAACAGACUGGAGGAACAACACUGAGUACAGAGGAGGUUACCAUGAUAACCACAUUGUGAUCCGGUGGUUCUGGGCAGCGGUGGAGAGAUUCAAUAAUGAGCAGAGAUUGCGGCUCCUACAGUUUGUGACUGGGACAUCCAGCAUUCCAUAUGAGGGUUUUGCUUCUCUGCGAGGCAGCAAUGGACCCCGUAGGUUCUGUGUGGAGAAGUGGGGUAAAGUCACCUCCCUACCCAGAGCUCACACCUGCUUCAACCGGCUGGACCUACCACCGUACCCAUCUUUCUCAGUGCUGUAUGAGAAGCUGCUGACUGCUGUGGAAGAGACCAGCACCUUUGGACUGGAAUGAGAUUCUCGUCUCCCCCAUAUCCCAGUUUACCUGCGUCUGCCCCUGGAAGACUGCUGCUGAUAGUGACGUUUAAAAGUCAGAUUUUGAAGUCCAACUCCUGAUUUAAAUUUAUAACAGGAUGUUUUGUUACAGGAUCUGACCCUUCGAAAUGUUUUGUGUACAGAGGUAAACCUUUUUUGUUGCACCUGCAUGUACUUCACACCUACUUAAUAACUUGCUUUCACCUAUGUGACAUGACAAAUGAAGACCUGCGCUCACUUUAGGACUCUGACUGGAACUGCCAAGAUCUGACCAAUCAGAGGUCAAGGGCGCCUGAGGUUUGUUUUUGUUUUUUUUUUGGGGGGGGUAAUCAAGGAGGUUAAAGUGGUUAGACCAAUUAAAGAACCUGCAGCCACUGCCUUCCCUGCGAAUAUUGACCUGAUUCUACUUCUUUAACUGAGUUUGGAUGGAUCUUGGAGGACUAUGAGGACCAUCCAAGACUAUGUGUCUCUACAAUGCACUUGUAAUACAGCAUGUUAUUGUGAUGUAGUAACUUCACUAUGUGUAGGUUGUGCAUUUAUUUAUUAAAAACCUGAGGUAGACCUAAGGUAAUUUUUUUUUUGUUUUUCAGUGGACUUUGUCCUCAGCAAAUUCUGGAGUGUAGUCAGACAUUUUUGGUAUUGCAGCUACCCUGUUGUUUAACUCGUUUUCUAAUGAUGCAGGAGUGACAUGUGUGAUCUGAACUAACUAGCUAGCUUUACAGUGUAGAUUGUGAUAUCUCUACCAGAUCUGGAUCUGUUGGCAAAAACAUAUUUGGUCACCACUUACCUGAGUUACUAUAUUGACAACCAAUAUAUGAUCAUCAAUUUAUCAUUUUACUUUUACAACCCCAGUCUUCAAAACAUUAGGAUGCUAUGUAAAAUAUAAAUUAAGACAGAAAAUUUGAGGAGUUUGAGGGAAAAAAAAAGUCAAUUUGAAUUUAAUGGCAGAAACACAUCUCAUAAAAAUUAAGACGGGAUCGUGUCAUGUUUAUCACUAUUGAGUGAGUCUUUGGAAAAGGAAGGUUAUCUCCUUCUUGUCUGAUAUAGGAUUCUAGUUACUUAAGUCUUUGUUGUGUUUUUCACUUCCUCAUGUAUCAAAUGUUUUUCACUGAUGAAAGACUUAGAUGUCAGCCAAUUAAGCACCUGGACCUUCUUCAGUCAUUCAGCAGUAAAAACUCUGUAAUGGUAGAAGCAUGAACAUUACCCAUAAAAUCCAGUUCGAAGGACUUUGCAGUUAGUUUAUUCUCUUUUGUAUAUUCAGAUCUUCACUUAGGAUGCAGUAUAAAUUUAAGCAUGCACUGCACUACCACAGAAAAACAAGUCAAAUCUUUAGUCCUGGACUUUGGUUUAUAUUAUUAUUUCAUGCACAGAAUAUUAAAGACUAAAAAGGAACCUAAAAGCAGUGCAUAAAAAAGUUGCCCUUAAUGAAACUAAAUAUUUCUGAGUAAUUCUGAUGCACUAUCAUUAAUGCUGACACAAGUUCUCAAUUACUUACUUUGAAUGUGUCUAUAUUCUCAUCACCUUUCACUGUCCCUUUAGUUCUGACUUAUUUUCUUGUAAUAUGAGUGUUGUGUAAACAUGCUUAAUUCUUCAUCUACUUUCUUUUCUUGCUGAAAUGAGUGUCCCACUGCGUUUACACCACUGGAUGUGUGCCUGAAGUAACAACAUACAGACUGCUACUGUGCAGAGAGGUUUAUGUGUGUUAGAUGGCAUUCAACAGUGUAAAUUAUUUAGUGCACAGUUAUUUAUUUCGAACAUUGGAACCACUCCUGCUGCUUUAAAUAUUUGAAAUUGAUUUUGUCUUGGACCUACUGUUUUCCUUCUUUAUAUUUUUAGAGACUAAAGAUACAUUUUGGCAGGAAGCUGAGUAAAAUUUCAUGUACAAAUUCACUUCAAAUACUUCUCGUACUGAAAACAGUUCUGUCAGUUCUCUCACUUGUCUGUCUGGCUAGAAUGUACCAAAGUUUUGAGCCUUACGUGGCAGCCACACAUCUGACAGCCAAUCAGUCUGUCCAGUCCACCGUACUUUAAUAUAUGAAUAUUUGUAAGCACUUCUCUUCUAAAAUAAAGUUUCAUCUCUA